Sinocyclocheilus rhinocerous is the source of this 1617-nucleotide messenger RNA. Its product is annotated as DNA-binding protein RFX2-like. NCBI's taxonomy places the organism in Eukaryota, Metazoa, Chordata, Actinopteri, Cypriniformes, Cyprinidae. The record is from RefSeq and is a predicted model, not a curated record. Gene Ontology annotation, molecular function: RNA polymerase II cis-regulatory region sequence-specific DNA binding; DNA-binding transcription factor activity, RNA polymerase II-specific. The coding region runs from base 46 to 1617 and encodes 523 amino acids. Gene Ontology annotation, biological process: regulation of transcription by RNA polymerase II. Gene Ontology annotation, cellular component: nucleus. The transcript has 14 exons.
AUAGUCUUUGUUCCAAAGAGUUCAGAGGUGAGCGGCCUGCUGGGGAUGCGGGUGACUCAGCCUGACUUGGGAGAAACCAUGCAGCGGUCAGAGGGCGGCUCAGAGUCGGCAUCCACCGUGGCGCUGAGAACGUCCAUUUCAGCCCAGGCGCCAGUGGUUCAGCCCGUUCCCGCCUCCCAACAGCGUGUGUUAGUUCAGGCCACCGGCUCUUCCCAGAAGGGAGCUCAGGUGCAGCAGUUGCCAGUGCCUAAAGUGCAACAGAUCCCUCAGCAGGUCCAACAGGUUCAGCAUGUGUACCAGUCCCAGGUGCAGUACGUGGAGGGGGCAGAGGCCGUCUACCCCAAUGGCACAAUUCGUACUGCAUACUCAUACAACCCAGAGUCCCAGCUGUACGGACAGGGCAGCGGAAGCACCUAUUUUGACACUCAAGCAGGUGGUACUCAGGUUACCACCGUCGUCUCCUCUGCAGGCGGAGUGCCCACUCACAGCAUGGUGGGAAUCGCCAUGGAUGUGGGCAGCAGUCAGAUCAUUUCCAGCGGUAGUGCCUACUUGAUCCACGGCGGGAUGGAGAGCGGCCGCCACCACACCUCUCACUCCUCACGCUCUUCGUCCGCAAUGCUUGAAGUGGCGAUUGAAAACCUCCAAAAGUCAGAAGGGAUUGCCACUCACAAAAGCAGCCUGCUCAACAGCCAUUUGCAGUGGCUGUUGGACAAUUAUGAGACUGCUGAUGGUGUGAGUCUGCCGCGGAGCUCUCUGUAUAACCACUAUCUGAGACACUGUCAGGAGCAAAAACUGGAUCCAGUUAAUGCUGCUUCUUUUGGCAAACUCAUCCGAUCUGUCUUCAUGGGCCUUCGCACACGCCGGCUUGGCACCAGGGGGAACUCAAAAUACCAUUAUUACGGUAUUCGUCUGAAGCCUGACUCGCCUCUCAACCGCUUGCAGGAGGACAUGCAGUACAUGGCAAUGAGACAACAACCUGUCCAUCAGAAACAGAGGUUUAAGCCCUUUCACAAGAUGGAUGGGAUGGGGGACAGUCUGAACAGCGGCUCCCAGCACUUGUUCAGCACCCCUGAGCAGAGUGUGGCGGCACAGAGCCAGCACCACCAGCAGUACAUUGAUGUGUCUCACGUCCUGCCCCCCUUCCCUUCUCCUGAUCUGGGCUCUCUGCCUGAGCCAAUCAGCAUGAACGAUGUGAAAAAACUACAGAGCAACUACAGGAUUCACUGUGAGGCUACUCUGGACGUAGUCAUGAACUUGCAGUUCCAUCUCAUAGAGAAGCUAUGGCAGACCUUUUGGUAUUCAACAGCGCCAUCUAGUGACGGAGCCACUAGCAUUCCUAACAGUGAAGAGGAUGUGGAGGACAUCAGAGGAUUCCCCAGAGAGAAGCUGAUCGCUCUGUGUAAAUAUGAACCAAUCAAACAGUGGAUGAGGAGCUGUGAUCACAUCCUGUAUCAGGCACUGGUGGAGAUCCUCAUCCCUGAUGUACUGCGGCCUGUUCCCAGCACCCUCACUCAAGCUCUCAGAAACUUCGCUAAGAGUCUGGAGGGGUGGCUGACCUCAGCCAUGAGUGACUACCCACAGGAGAUUGUCCGCACUAAGGUAUGUGUGUGUUUCUGA